Nelumbo nucifera (sacred lotus) is the source of this 701-nucleotide messenger RNA. RefSeq names its product nucleoside diphosphate kinase B-like. Gene Ontology annotation, biological process: GTP biosynthetic process; CTP biosynthetic process; UTP biosynthetic process. Lineage: Eukaryota; Viridiplantae; Streptophyta; Magnoliopsida; Proteales; Nelumbonaceae. The record is from RefSeq and is a predicted model, not a curated record. Gene Ontology annotation, molecular function: nucleoside diphosphate kinase activity.
UCCUUACUAUCUCCACUUUUGCGAAGCUACAGCUGAAAUCUAGGGUCUCGAUAAGAACUCAGAAGAAAAUGGAGCAGACCUUUAUCAUGAUCAAGCCCGAUGGCGUUCAAAGGGGCCUGGUUGGUGAUAUCAUCAGCAGAUUUGAGAAGAAAGGUUUUUCCUUGAAAGGCUUGAAGCUCAUGGGCGUGGAGCGAGCUUUUGCUGAGAAGCACUACGAGGACCUGUCUGCCAAGCCAUUCUUCAAUGGACUGGUUGAGUACAUCAUUUCUGGUCCUGUGAUCGCCAUGGUGUGGGAGGGGAAGAACGUCGUCGUUACGGGCAGGAAGAUCAUUGGUGCUACCAACCCCUCGGAUUCCGCCCCUGGCACUAUCCGUGGUGAUUAUGCCAUUGAGAUUGGCAGGAAUGUCAUCCAUGGAAGCGAUUCAGUUGAGAGCGCAAAGAAAGAGAUCGCAUUAUGGUUCCCUGAUGGCACCGUUGGUUGGCAGAGCAGCCUCCACCCUUGGAUCUACGAGUAAAUUGUACUCUAGGUUGGGCUCGUGGUAGUCUGGUAGAUGUAAGAGCUUUCUUAUCCAGGUUUCUGCCAUAGAUUUUGUUUCUCAUGAUUAAUGGAACUCUAAGUUUUGACUCUGUUUGCAUUAGGGAAAGAUAAAGACUCAAUAUUAUUGUUAUGAUGGUAUGAUAUUCGGAUGUGCAUUUGUCUA